AUGACUUCAGAAUCGAAGGAUGAUUCCUUUCCAGAAAAGAUAGAAAAGGAACACUCCAAGAAUGACAUUACUGAAGAUGUUGGUUUGUCAGCCGAAAUCUUGCGUUUACAGCAGAGAAUUAAACACAUGGAAUUUAAUGUUGAUUUAAAUAUCAAAAGAGGACAAGAAUUAUCCGAAAAUUGCUUCAAAUUACUUCGAUCAACUGAAAUGCUCGCUUGUGAUUUCAUUUUUGCCGAAUAUUUAUUAUCUGAUAAUCCAGAUACCAACAAAGUCUAUGUAUUCCUUCAAAAUUGCAUUCAUCCGAAAUUCAACCUUUCAUCAGGAAAGCAGGAAGACUUUGAUAUGGCUACAAAAUAUGUUCGAGAUUUGCAAAAUUUAAUUCAAUCUUGCGCUGUUUCUCUUUUGAGGCCCGAAACCAAACAACCACAAGUACCAAAGAGAGUAUCAGAGUUUGUUACAUUCCUUAAGGAUCAAAAGCACCAACUUCAGGAGGAAAUUUCAGCAAAUGCAGAAAAAGCGGAAGAAGUACUCAAAACAGAAGAUGUCAAACCAGAAAAUAAAGAAAAGGUCGAUAUAGAAUCACCAGAUUUUCCUUCGGUUCUUUCAAAAUGGUUAACAAACGAAUUACAUCUCGGAAAUACACCAGACGACGAAACAAUUGAGCUCAGAUGCCUUAUUAAUAACGUAUCUCGUCGUUUGGCCAAUGUUACUCGUUUACACCACUCAAUUACAGAAAUGAAAGAAAUGAUUAUACCAUUUGAUCAAAUUGACUACACAGAUUGCGAUGCCCCAGCUCUUGUUAACUCUCCUUUCUUUUCCGGCGUCAAAAGUUCAUGCAGUUUCCUUGUAAACGCUCUAAAAGCCAUGCAAGCUCAAAAAAAGAUUUUACCAGUGUUCCAACAGAAUUUAGAGCAGUGCCAAGAGCAUCUAACAACGUUAUGCAACAAGGCACAAGAUGCUGUCAAAGAAAUGGGCAAACAAUUAUCACAUAUGAACGAUACAGUUGCCAGAAAAGAAGGCGAAAUACAAAAGAUGAAAGAAGAACUAAAAACAUUUGUUGACCAAGUUUAUGCUGAACCAAACUUAGUUUCCUUCUCAAACAACGAGAAAGCAGUACAAUGGUACAACGAUUUCGAAGACAAACUCAAGAAAUACAUCAACAGUGAUUCCAGUCUUGAAUCAAGAUUAAACAGCCAAUUAGUUUUGAUACAAGAAUGUCGAAAUGAAAGACAACAAUUGGCAAAAUUAUGUGAUGAACAAACAGAGCUUGUCAAACAGAUCCAACAGAAGAACCAAAGAUUGUUCGAACUCAUUGCUCAAAACAAGAAACUCGAUGAAGAAAGUGUGAUGCAAAAAGAUGAACAAAUGUUGAUGUCGAAAUACGAAAACGCUCUUUCUGCUGUUUUCGAUGGCCUCCAUUUGGAAGAGAUGGCGAAAUGGGCGGACAAACUAAGAGAAGUCGGUGAAGAAUUCAGAAAAUGCGCAGAAAGUCAGAACCAAAUCGCUGAAGAUUUGAAUAGAUACAUUUCUGCUGCUGAAGACAAAAAAGUUUGCGAUGAAAAGAGAAAAGAAAUCGAACAAUUAAGCGAAAUGAACUAUAAAAUGGCCCAAGAAGUAGGAAAUGCAAGACUCGAAUUGGAAAGCGCUAAGGAGGAUAACUUUAGAGCACAACAAGAAGUAGAAAAGUUUAGAGAUUGGAUGCCUGAUUGCAUUGAUAAAAAGAAUUCUGAAGCUGUCAAAAAAUAUAAACAGAUGGCUUUUUGUCCGUUGUGCAAAUAUAAUAGAAGAGACUCUAUCUUAACUACUUGUGGUCAUGCUGUAUGCCAUUCAUGCUUAGAACGCGAUGGACAACAUUUGUGCCCAAUUUGUAAGAAAUCUUUCACAAAGAAUGACAUAAAGCCAUUCUUCUUGCAAUAA
Molecule: messenger RNA, 1917 nt
Organism: Trichomonas vaginalis G3
Lineage: Eukaryota; Parabasalia; Trichomonadida; Trichomonadidae
Product: histone monoubiquitination
Exons: 1
Coding region: 1-1917 (638 amino acids)
Cellular component (GO): nucleus; HULC complex
Molecular function (GO): ubiquitin protein ligase activity
Source: RefSeq, a predicted model, not a curated record